This is a messenger RNA of Phaethon lepturus (White-tailed tropicbird), 1645 nucleotides long. Its product is annotated as reelin-like. The record is from RefSeq and is a predicted model, not a curated record. The annotation marks the transcript as partial. Gene Ontology annotation, molecular function: lipoprotein particle receptor binding. NCBI's taxonomy places the organism in Eukaryota, Metazoa, Chordata, Aves, Phaethontiformes, Phaethontidae. The transcript has 11 exons. Gene Ontology annotation, biological process: central nervous system development; neuron migration.
GUGGGACAUAUUCGGAGCCGUCAUUGGUACUGAAUGUGGGACGCUGGAAUCUGGCUCAGCUAUGGUAUUUCUCAGAGAUGGAGAAAGAAAAAUAUGCACUCCGUACAUGGACACUACAGGUUAUGGGAACUUAAGAUUUUAUUUCAGUAUGGGGGGAACUUGUGAUUCUGGAGAAUCCCAUGAAAAUGAUGUCAUACUUUAUGCCAAGAUUGAAGGCAGGAGGGAACACAUACCUCUUGAUACCCUGACCUACGCUGCUUACAAGGUUCCGUCUUUGGUUUCUGUUGUCAUUAGUCCGGACCUGCAGACUCCAGCAACCAAGUUUUGCCUGAAGCAAAAGAGUCACCAAGGCCACGACAGGAACGUCUGGGCUGUGGAUUACUUCCACGUCCUCCCAGUGCUCCCUUCCACAGUGACUCACAUGAUCCAGUUUUCCAUCAACUUGGGGUGUGGAACUUAUCAACCUGGGAACAGCGUCAGCCUGGAGUUUUCAACCAACCAUGGUCGGUCUUGGUCCCUGCUCCACACCGAGUGUUUGCCUGAGAUAUGUGCUGGGCCUCACCUCCCCCACAGCACUGUCUACGCCUCUGAAAAUUACAGCGGGUGGAACCGAAUAACUAUCCCCCUUCCCAAUGCAGCAUUAACAAGUGACACCAGGAUUCGGUGGAGACAAACAGGACCAAUCCUUGGAAAUAUGUGGGCAAUCGAUAAUAUUUAUAUUGGUCCAUCUUGCCUCAAAUUCUGCUCAGGGCGAGGACAGUGUACUAGAAAUGGCUGCAAGUGCGACCCCGGCUUUUCAGGGCCGGCGUGUGAGAUGGCAUCGCAGACCUUCCCAGUGUUCAUCUCCGAGAGCUUCGCCAGCUCGCGCCUCUCCUCCUACCACAACUUUUACUCCAUCCGGGGGGCCGAGGUCAGCUUCAGCUGCGGGGUCCUGGCCAGCGGCAAGGCCCUGGUCUUCAACAAGGAUGGCAGGCGCCAGCUUAUCACCUCCUUCCUUGACAGCUCCCAGUCCAGGUUCCUGCAGUUCACGCUACGCCUGGGCAGCAAGUCAGUGCUGAGUACCUGCAAAGCACCCGACCAGCCCGGGGAAGGAGUGCUGCUGCACUACUCCUAUGACAAUGGCAUUACCUGGAAACUGCUGGAACACUACUCUUACCUCAACUACCAUGAGCCAAGAAUAAUUUCAGUGGAGCUGCCUGAAGAUGCAAGACAGAUUGGCAUUCAGUUCAGAUGGUGGCAACCGUAUCACUCUUCUCAAGGCGAAGAUGUGUGGGCGAUCGAUGAAAUCAUCAUGACCUCUGUGCUUUUCAAUAGCAUCAGUCUGGACUUCACCAACCUAGUUGAAGUCACACAGUCUCUGGGAUUCUACCUGGGAAACGUUCAGCCCUACUGUGGUCAUGACUGGACUCUUUGUUUUACAGGAGAUUCAAAGUUAGCUUCUAGCAUGCGCUACGUGGAGACCCAGUCUAUGCAGAUCGGAGCCUCGUAUAUGAUACAGUUCAACUUGGUGAUGGGCUGCGGUCAGGCGUUUACUCCUCAUAUGGACAACCAGGUGAAACUGGACUACUCCACCAACCACGGCCUCACGUGGCAUCUUGUUCAGGAGAUGGCAAGCUGGACUUUCCGUGGCCUCAGAGUGAACUAA